AUGGGCUCACUCUACUUACACGACUGCGCCCGUGCUCCGGCAUUACCCGCACUAAUGCUUGUGAGCGUAAUAAUCAUAACGUACCAAGCUCGUUUUCCCUACUUUGAUGACUCGGACUCCGACUUUUACUGUAAUCCAUACCUAUAUUUGUCCGCUUAUUGGAUAAUAAAUAUAUUAAUGGGUACUAUCAUUAAAAUGAGUAACGAAUUAAACACAUCGGUUGCCAUCGAUGGCAAAGAAGAGUCGCAACCAUUUCAAACAGAUGGCAAAGUGACCAUACGCAAAUUGUUCACUAACAACACUAACCAGGGUGGUAGUACUAAUUGCAAUUGUUCCAUGUUCAAUCUAUCUACACGACUGUCCCUGAGCGCCCGCAUUACCCAUAUUAACGAUAGUAUGCGCAUUAAAAUGAGUGACGGAUUAAACACAUCGGUUGCCAUCGAUGUUAAUGAAGUGUCGCAACCAUUACAAACAGGGAACAAAGUGACCAUCACCAAUUUGCAGCCAACUAACCACCAUGGCUCAAUCUACAGCCGCGGUGACUGCCCCGCAGCGCCGGCAAUACCCAUAUUACUGAUAAUGGAUGGUAUCCUUGUGGCAAUAAUAGUGUACCAUGCACGUUUUCCUAAUUUUGAAGACCUGGGGUCCGACGACUACUGUAACCCAAGCCUAUAUUUGACCGCCUAUUGGAUACUUAAUAUACUUGUAUUAAAAAUGACUACUAAAGUGGUGGAAGUGAAACAUAUCGCUGAUAUAGUGGGCGAAUGGGGUAAAUGGCAGUUCAUGUUAUUCUCCCACUGUUUCCUAUUCUUUGGUUCCGCGGCUUUUGUUAAUAUGGGUUAUGUUUUUCACGCAAAACGUGUGGACUUCUGGUGCGCCGACACACCAACCAAUCUCACUUCACAACAUUUGAGCGAUGCUACGAAAUGUCAUAAAUAUAAUAACCCAAACGAAAGCUGCACUCAUUGGGAGUACAAUAGGACUCAGUUUCGUAAAACAAUUAUUACUGAAUUUGAUUUAGUGUGCGAUCGGGCUAAUUUUGCAUCCCUGACACAAUCAUGUUUCAUGUUGGGUUAUGUGGUGUCGGGUCUUAUAUUAUCCCAUUAUAAAGAUAAAUAUGGUCGACGACCCGUCGUAUUAUUGUGCUAUGUUAUUGAAAUAUUGGCAAUUAUUUCUUGCGCAUUUUCAUAUAAUAUUUACCAAUAUCUAUUUUCACGAUUUCUCACCGGAAUGGGCCAUUCUGCCAUUAGUGUGCUCGAGUGUUGUGGCCCUAAAUAUCGGUCAGAUAUAGCAAUAUUGUCAAUCGUUGGUUGGGUAUUGGGCUAUGUAUUAGUGCCUCCGUACGCAUAUUGGUUGCAGGACUUUCGAUACAUGCAAUUUAUAUCAGCCCUACCAUUGCUAGCGAUGUUAAUUUGGUUUUAUUACCUUCACGAAUCACCACGAUGGCAAUUAAUUAAUGGCCAGACAGAUAGGGCUGAGGUUAUCAUUAGAAAGGCAUUGCAAAUGAAUGGCAAAUCUGUGGACAAUUUAAGUGAACAAAUGAGACAAUUGGCUAAUAGUAUGCAAACAACACCAGAAGCGAGCAAAAAGGAGAAAGGUCAUAACGUGCUCGAUUUGUUCAAAACACCAAACAUUAGAAAAUACACACUCAUUAUAUGGUACGGACAGGCAAUUAACGCGUUGAUCUACUACGGGCUGAGUUUAAACAUGGGCGACUUUGGGGGCAAUUUCUACGUAACUUUCCUAUUGAUGGGUUUGAUGGAACUGCCGGCGCAACUGUUCCUCCCAUUAUUCCUGCGAUAUAUUGGGCGCCGCAAAGUGUACGCCAUGUUUAUGAUAAUCACUGCCUUGUCGUGUGUGGCAGUGGUUCCCUCCCAAAGCCAGAGCUCAUGGCUGCGGGUGUUGUUGGCAUUGGUGGCCAAAUACGGGAUCAGCAGCUCAUGGAUGGCGCUAUCAAUUCAUGGCUCGGAAAUCUAUCCGACAGUUGUCCGCAACACAGGACAGGGCGUCGCCUCAGUUGUCGGUCGCGUCGGCUCUAUUAGCGGUCCAUUUAUGGGAAAUUUGGCAUCUGUGACAAGUCUAACAUUUGUGAUGGUAUUAUAUGGUAUAUUGACAACUGUGGGCGCAAUAUUACACAUGUAUUUACCCGAAACUAAAGAUAGGGAAAUACCCGACACAUUAGAAGAGACCGAAAAUCUAGAUCAAAAUACAAUGCUUUGA
Molecule: messenger RNA, 2220 nt
Organism: Medioppia subpectinata
Lineage: Eukaryota; Metazoa; Arthropoda; Arachnida; Sarcoptiformes; Oppiidae
Source: the annotation of a GenBank genome assembly